CACCUCCAACUCCACAACAUAUCGAAACCCAUACAGUACACAGUAUCAGGCCAAGUUAAUCUCUCACGACCUAUAACUCACGAUCUAUAACGAAACCAAUUCAACAGUAUACAACAAACGAUUUCUUCUUAUAUUUAUCAAAAACCUACUCUGCACCAUAAGACGUACUAUAUCACAGCCAAAUUUCGUUUUUAAAUUCAUCUAUCACAAAUAUAUUCGGGAUUUUAGAGCCUCGCUACGUAGCUGCUACAACCUGUACAAUCUACUUGAUUCAUAUUAUACUCCUUCAUGGUCCCAGAUUAUUCGACAUGGGAAUCAACACCAAUCACAGCACUUUAACAAGCCCCAUAACACCUACAAUCGCCAUGGGAUCCAAUACCAGUUGCAGCAAUUCAACGAACUCCAGGAAACCCACAAUCGUUAUGAAAUCCAAAACCAAUCAGGACGAUUCAACAAACCUUAGAACACCUAUAAUCGCUGUAGGAUCCAACACCAAUAGCGGCAGCUCAACGAGACCCAGAACACCUCCAAUCGCCAUGGGAUCCAACAGCAACCCCUAUCUCGCGGUGCCCAGACCAAUGAGCCCAGACCGAACUAUCAGUGAAGAACAUUUAAAUUAUUUUCGCCUACCAGGCGCCUUCUGUAGUUGCCAACAGAAUUCCGUUGUAUGCCACCACCGCACUGCCAUUUACACGACAGCAACCAUUAGAGAAUUGAGUGGUGGUGAUGAGGCAGGUUCUAGAUACGUACCACAUAGCAUUGUGCUGAAUAAUCCACCACCGCAACCCGAAACAUAUACGACUCAUCUCGCCAUUCUGCGCAACCCAAAACAUCAGGAGUGGAAAUCACAACCCCACAAGUACCUUUCGCCGGCACUUUCUAACAUCUCACCACAUUAUGUCAAGCGAUUCGUGGAAACCUCAGCUCGAGCGUAUUUGAAACAGGGGAUCUACCCUGGACGUCCAGAAUUCACCUUGUCAUCGGUCCAGUACUGCGAGUUGGCUGAAAUAAAGGAUAAAAUCGCAGAAUUUAAGACAAUUAAAGCACGCAGGCUAGAGAAAGAACUAGAGAGAGAAAAGCGCAAGCAAGAGGAAGGGAUGAUAAGACGGAGUAUAUUCGAAUAGACGUGGACGAUAGAGAUCAACGGAAGAAUAAAUUAAGUAUUAGAAGGGAAAAUGGAAGUAAGAAAUAGAAUCGAGGAGCGAGGGAGGGAGGAACGCAGUAGACGCACCUUCUUCAUCAACACUAAGGACGUAUUCACCAAUCACCAAUCACACCAUCUCCUUCCAUUUUUCUCUUUCACAAUUUGUAUAUACAAUUUCUUGAUUUAGGAUAUGUGGGGUUUUUCUUAUUU
Molecule: messenger RNA, 1354 nt
Organism: Sclerotinia trifoliorum
Lineage: Eukaryota; Fungi; Ascomycota; Leotiomycetes; Helotiales; Sclerotiniaceae
Source: the annotation of a GenBank genome assembly